UUAGUCUAUAAAACCAGACCUACAAAACUCUAUGCCACCACCCCCUCUCUCUCAAUCUUUCUCUCUCUAAAAUCGCCGUUGAAGCUCCGAAGAACAGAAAACGUUGAUCAAUACUUUUCACAGCUUCGAGUUGAGGAUUGUUAGCUUGAAGAAAUUUUAAGUACAGAACCAUGGCCUUAGACCCAUACUUUGCUCAUGAAUGGAAAUCCAUCUCGGCUGCAGGAGCCGACCCACAAAAUUGUUCUGGCUGCUUCGAUUGCAACAUCUGCUUGGACUUUGCACAUGAUCCAGUGGUUACCCUAUGUGGCCACCUCUACUGUUGGCCCUGCAUCUACAAGUGGUUCCACAUCCAGAGUGACUCCCUUGCUUCAGAUGAGCACCCACGAUGCCCGGUAUGCAAAGCUGAAAUAUCCCACACCACCGUUGUCCCCCUCUAUGGCCGGGGCCAAACCCCUUCCGAUGCUGAACUUGAGGGCAAGGGUUUGGUCAUUCCCCCAAGGCCACCAGCAUGUGGUACCCAAAUUCUGACCGCAUCAUCACAUCCUGGUCACCAGCUUCCAUAUCGCAAUCCUUAUCAGGAUCAACACCAAUAUUCCCCUCAUCAAUACAGUGGUUACGAAGAAGAUUCUCCACCACCACUAUUUAAUCUUGGUGGCAGUACAGCUAUGGGUGUUUAUCAUCCUAUGGUUGGGAUGUUUGGGGAGAUGGUUUAUGCGAGGGUGUUUGGAAACUCGGAGAGCUUAUAUGCAUAUCCCAAUUCGUAUCACUUGGUGGGGAAUACCAGCCCUAGAUUGAGAAGGCAGGAGAUGCAGGCUAAUAAGUGUUUGAACAGAAUCUCAAUUUUCCUCUGCUGUUGCUUUCUUCUGUGCCUUCUCCUUUUUUGAUCAUGGAUUAUGUCUUUCUCCCUUGGCCCUUGUUGUAUACUGUAAAAAUUUAUGCAAAGUAAGGUUAUGAAAUAUGGAUGAAUAGAUGAGAUAUGAGUGUUACAAAUAAAAUAAUAUAUGAAAUUUUGCCCAUAUUUUUAAACAAUA
Cornus florida is the source of this 1031-nucleotide messenger RNA. Its product is annotated as E3 ubiquitin-protein ligase RMA1H1-like. NCBI's taxonomy places the organism in Eukaryota, Viridiplantae, Streptophyta, Magnoliopsida, Cornales, Cornaceae. Gene Ontology annotation, cellular component: endoplasmic reticulum. The coding region runs from base 171 to 884 and encodes 237 amino acids. The record is from RefSeq and is a predicted model, not a curated record. Gene Ontology annotation, molecular function: ubiquitin protein ligase activity; ubiquitin-like protein conjugating enzyme binding. Gene Ontology annotation, biological process: ubiquitin-dependent protein catabolic process. The transcript has 2 exons.